GUAUAAAGUUAUUCAUCUCACAACUUAAAUAUACCUAGGUAUAAACCUUAGGUGCUUCAGUGCACAGAAGUAUCUACAGUAGAUAACUCCGAUAAGAAAUUGCCCCACACACAGACCCUUUGUACCUUUAUGUACUGUAGCGGUUACUUCCAAGGUUCUGUAUUGCUUAACCCCUCCAUUCGUUCAGUUCCCCUCCAUCGGCGUAAAAAAAUCCUCGAGCGGCUGAAUAGUAACAUGAACCAUUUACAACCAUCUUUCAACCGCGUCGCAUCACGUCAUAAGGCUGAACCUUUACUAGCUACCCUUUUCAGCCUGUAAACUCGAUUGGAUAUUCUUGGCGAUUUAAAGAUACCCAACACUCUUCUACUAUUUCUAGUGAGGGGACCUGACGAUCAUUCACCAUGAGCAAGUUCGGGGUUAUGGUGAUGGGCCCAGCCGGUGCUGGCAAGUCCACAUUCUGCGCCGCUCUCAUAACCCACCUACAACUAAACCGCCGAUCCUGCUUCUACGUCAACCUCGAUCCCGCCGCCGAGACAUUCGAGCACACACCAGACCUUGACAUCAAGAACCUAAUAUCCCUCGAAGAUGUAAUGGAUGAAAUGGGUCUCGGUCCAAACGGUGGUCUAAUUUACUGCUUCGAGUUCCUAAUGGAAAACCUCGAUUUCCUAACGGAAGCACUAGACUCUCUAACUGAAGAGUACCUAAUUAUCUUCGAUAUGCCGGGCCAAAUCGAACUCUACACCCACGUACCCAUCUUACCAGCACUUGUUCGAUUCCUAACGCGAUCCGGUUCCCUCGAUAUCCGACUCUGCGCUGCUUAUCUUCUAGAGGCUACUUUUGUAGUGGACCGAGCCAAGUAUUUCGCCGGGACUUUGAGUGCGAUGAGUGCCAUGAUAAUGUUAGAGGUACCUCAUCUGAACAUUCUAUCUAAGAUGGAUCUUGUCAAAGAUCAAGUCCGAAAGAGAGACCUUAAGCGAUUUAUUACUCCUGAUUCUGGUCUACUUGACGAUGAUCCGGCUGAAAUUGCGCGACGAAAGGCAGAAGGCGAGACGGGAGAAGAUGACGAGUCGGUAGAUCCUCAAGACAAGGAUGCUCUCAUGCGAGGUACUGGGUUCCGACAACUGAACAGAGCUGUGGCGAAUUUGAUCGAGAACUUCAGUAUGGUCAGCUACCUAAAGCUGGACGUACAAGACGAGGAUAGCGUCGGGGCGAUUCUUAGCUAUAUCGACGACUGCAUCCAAUACCAUGAGGCACAAGAACCCAAGGAACUAAAGGAUGAUGAGUUUGAAGAUAAUGAUGGUAUGGACGGCUGAUACACAUGUCACAUCAACG
This is a messenger RNA of Hypoxylon trugodes, 1332 nucleotides long. RefSeq names its product GPN-loop GTPase. The transcript has 2 exons. Bases 402 to 1313 code for a protein of 303 amino acids. Gene Ontology annotation, molecular function: GTPase activity; ATP hydrolysis activity. The record is from RefSeq and is a predicted model, not a curated record. NCBI's taxonomy places the organism in Eukaryota, Fungi, Ascomycota, Sordariomycetes, Xylariales, Hypoxylaceae.